GGUGCUGCUCGUGUGUUGAGCAAAAAUGGCAUCAACGGUGUUGACGCAGCCACGGCAGUGCUAAGCUUGCUGUGCUGAAGACGAAUCUUGCCUCUGUCUUUCUCUUUGACCCCCGCAUCUACUCAUCACAGAAGAUCUCUGGUCGCAGCACGUGCCGUAUCCCCUUCUGGCCCUCCAGCGCAACUCAACUCAUCGCUCAUGAGUGAUCUGGAGUGUUUCACCUUUCCCAAGUACGAAACCAAGAAGAUAGGCGGCGGCAACUAUCGCCUCAUCGUGCUCGACCCAGCCCUCGCUCACUACAACGUCCGCAAGUGGACUGGCAGACGGGGCGCAUCGGAAUUCGCCGGCGAGCAGCCUGACCUUCCUGCACCAGCGAGAGGUCGGCCUGCUGGAGAUGUGCGGUGGGACGAUGAGAUAGAUGAGGAUGUGGAGGGCGUGGAGCAGGAGGGCGACCAGUGGAUCUGCCGCGUACAUGCCCUCCCGGAGACAAGAGGCGCGGUAAGUCCGACCAACAAUACGCGCCAUGGAAGCGAAGCACUCAUCGCAUCGUGUGUGACGCUUUCUGUGCCCUUCGUUCGUGUGUGUAUCAUUCAGAUAGUGGGCAAGCAGGGGCAGCGGCGCAAGAGGCUGGAGGAGGCCAACCAGGUCCGCAUCAAGAUCCCCGGCCCAGAUGCGUCUGCAGACGAGCCGGUGGUUAUCACAGCGCCCAUGAAGGAGUCGGUCCUGUCAGCCAAGGCCGAGGUAGAGAUCAUCAUCGAGCGUGAGAUGGACCGCCUGCCCUACACACACUUCAUUUCCCUCCCACUCACCGGCGGCGACGUCGUCUCACGAGUGGAAAAGUGGCAGCAGGACGCCAUGCGCCGCGGCUACCGCAGCAUCGACGGGAGCCUCUUCAUGCCUGCGAGGCGGCUUCACUUUACUGUGUGCAUGCUGCGGCUGCACACUCAGGCGCAGGUGGACAAAUGCGCCCAGCUGCUCCAAUCGCUGUCCAAGGACAUAUAUGACGCCGUCAACACCAGGACGGUGCUGGUGCGGCUCAAGGGCUUGUUCAUCCUCAAUGACGAUCCAUCCAGGUGGGUUGGGUGAGCGACACACACAGAUGUUCUCUGUUUGUGCUGUCACGUCACUUGUGUCAUCCAUCCAUCCAUCCAUCUGUCUGUCAGUGUGGACGUGGUGUACACGGGCGACCGUGAGAAGAAGGAGGUGCAGCAGCGCAUCAACGCCAUGUGUGACGUCAUCUUCAAGGCCCUCAUCCACGAGGGCCUCACGUCGCCGAGCGAGCUGCACCGGCAGCGGCUGCUCGACACAUCUGGCACCUCAGCACACCUCAACCUCCACGCCACACUCAUCAACACCAAAUACAGAUACAAAAAGGUCAGCCUGGCAGGCACCGAACACAUCCUCUCUGCAUCAAUCGCAUCAUGGAUGUCCCUGCUCUUCUCUCUCUCUGUGUGUCGUCAGGCCGCCGUGCCGCCGCCCUCUCCCUCCCCGGAUGCUGAGUAUGCGGAUGACCCAGACUGCUCGCAGCCCACCCGCGGCCGCACCAAUCGACCUCGCGGCAGAGGGGGCGGCCCGCCCUCCGCCAUGCCGCCAGGAGAGCCCAUCGAUGCCACCGGGCUGCUGCGGGACUUCGCCAAUGCGGUGGACUAUGGUGAGGUGCGUGUGCCUGGUGUGCAUCUGUCGAGGCUGGAUGCAUUUGACGAGUCAGGGUACUAUGAGAAGGUCGCCGCUGUGGCACUGCCUUAGUGCAGUGCAUGCAUGUGUGUGUGUGCCGUGAGCAAGCCUUUAUGCUGACAGGGGUGUUUUGUGUUGAAGUUGCCUAUGAGAUUUGAUGGUCUUAUCGUGCCGCACGCUUUGGAUUAUAUCGUUGGACCUCAUAAGAUCGCUCUGCAGUGUCUGUCUGCUCUUCUUUUCGUCUGAUUCGUCGUGGGACACGAUGAAAGUCUCUCUCAUUCGACGCAGGCUUGCUUGCUUUGUUUCUGUCUAUGUAUCGAUGUAUCUAUCUCGCUGCUGGUCGUUCUGUUGUCAUAUUCACUGCUGGCUUUCCUUGUCUUUGCACUG
This is a messenger RNA of Vitrella brassicaformis, 2061 nucleotides long. NCBI's taxonomy places the organism in Eukaryota, Vitrellaceae. The record is from the annotation of a GenBank genome assembly.